Paramuricea clavata is the source of this 5001-nucleotide messenger RNA. The record is from the annotation of a GenBank genome assembly. Lineage: Eukaryota; Metazoa; Cnidaria; Anthozoa; Malacalcyonacea; Plexauridae.
AUGGCGGCGAAAGCGAUCGACAUUCAGUCAAAAAAACGCAAAUCAAAACGUAUCCGAGCUGCAAACAAGUUCUUAUCCAAUAUUUCUCUCGAUGGUAAACGUCCUGCAGAUAAAAACAAAAAAGAAGUUGAGAAAAAUAGGGAGAAACGGCCUCUAUCUUUGGACAAAGAAGAAAUUCUAUUAAUUUCAAACCAAAGUUUUGUCCUGGAUCCGCAAGCAAGACCUAAACUUUUGACUUCAUACUCCACGACAGAUGCAAUUGAGGAAAACAAGAGUAGUUUAGACAUUGCUGGUUCGGUUUCGUCGACGUUCCAGUUCAGCAGCUCGCUAGAACAUGCAUGUUUAUAUAACCGGGCAAGUUCACUCAGAGAGUCGAAACAUUUGCAAAAUAAUAUCGUGUCAGGUCGCAAUUUAGCAAAACAUGCGGGACACUUGUGUGGGAAAAGGUGAGUUAUGACAUCACCAGACUGGAAAGUUCAUGCAGUGAUUGACUUACCCAAACAUACCCUCAUCCGAAAAGACCCUGGGUAUGAGGAUUCACCAUCUUCAUAAUUAUAGCGCAGAAUACUACACAGUGAAGUCCAUCUCCAUUGCCUUUUGCAUAAGCUCUAUUCGUCAUGAUUCGUCACUCAAUAAGUACCGUAAACAGAAGCAGUCACCCCCCUGGAAAUACUAAAAAUGGUGGACUUCUGUGUAGUAUUCUGUGAUUAUAGUACGUGGACAACCACAGCAAAGCACAGAGUAUGUACAAUACAGAGAUCCGAGUCAGCCAUAACCACCGUCACUGAAGUAUUUGCAAGACACUCGCCUAGAUAGUGUGCUAACAAGAGAGACACUUGGAACUUUAAUACAUUCAGUGACAGCACUCUCUUCUUGGUGAGAAAAAAUGGCUGGUGUUAGAUAACCCAUUGAGUUGCAUUGUGCCCGACUUUAUUAUUUUACUCUGUCUAAUGCCAGAUGAUUUUACUUGUCAAGGUUAGAGAGCUGAUGCUUAAUGGGUUAACUGGCCUAUCUACCCAUGUGUCUCGUUAACCCAAUGGGUAGGAUAUUGCACCCUGUCAUAUGCCCUACUUUAUUAUUUUACUCUGUCUAACACCAGACGAUUUUAUUGGUCAACGGGAGAGAGCUGGCACUUCAAUAAAUGGGUUAAGACUAUAAGUAUACCUUGAAUUAAAAGCUUGUACCAGUUCAGCUAUGCUGUCACUCCCUGGGUUUAUACCUUACAAUGCUAAUUGAUAUUUGUUUCUUUGAUCAACUGAAACCCAUACUAUAUUCUGACAUUUUAUUUUUUCAGAGUAAUUCUGUGUUCAGGGCAUCAUGUUCCAUUUGCUGUUUACUCGACUCUGCAAUAUACACAACAGGACAAGUUUUCUGACUCACUUGAUAAAACAACUUAUAAGUAAGUCUAGUAUGAUUUUACUCUUUACCAAUAUGUCACUAAAUAAAUGUUUGAAGCAAAGCAUGCAUGAUAUUAAACAUCUCACAAGCCAGAGCAAAAUGAACAAUGUUUUAUUUCCUUACAGACUCCAAAGAUGGCCUGGUGAGGGUGAAAAUUCCUCUUAUUGCAUUAAAGGGAUUGACAUUGGAUCUGAGGAUAGGGUAUAGCUAUCUCCACAUUUGUUGUUCAAAUGCCCCAACUAUAUCUGAACAAAAUGUUGCACCUUAAUGUUGCCGACUUUGUUAUUUUAUUCUAAUUCCAGAUUAUUUUAAUCUGCUUACUGUCGAUGCAAUGGAAGUGUUGAUAAAAUAUUGCACCAAUUCCUUUCCUCCAGUUGAUCAAUUCAUUUGAUAGAAAAUUGAUCAACUUCCUGUUACUUUUAAAUGAGCCAAUUAGAUUUUGUUUCAGAGCCGAUUGACCAAUAGGAAAUGCACAGGAAGUAAAAAGAAAUUUGAAUUCGUAUGAAUUGAUCAACUUGAGGAAAUGAAUUCAUGCAAUAUUUUAUCAACACUUCCAUUGCAUCGACAGUAAUACAAAAUGAAGAUGAGAGCAUUGGCACUUGAUAGGUUACACCCGUUUUCAAAAUUACGCGACCAAAGACGAAAAUGGUAGAGUUGACAUGUCAGUUUUAUGUCAUUCGAUCACGAAGUUCAAACUUUGAGUUUUGCGGUUCCUUUUCGAUGUAUAUGCUUUGUAUGCUUUAUAUAAACAGACUUACAAUGAUUUUCAAGAUAUUUUAGUGAGAGUUAUUGUAAAAUUUAAGCAUGACAAAAUCAUAACAUCACCGUUAUAGUCUAGCGCGCGUGUUUUAUACUGACAGCUAUAUUCCAGGAUAAAUGGUUAUUUUUCAAACUUUAAAAGUCAUUCACGGCACAUAUUUAUGUUGUGAUGGUUUGUAUUGUGCUUUAGUUUGUAUAUCUAAGUUAUCUGACUCAUUUUUGUUCAGUUUUGGUAUUAAAUACGGUUUAAAAUGUCUUUAGACAGUUUGUUUACGUUUGCUAUUUUUUAGCAGUUCUUGUGACAUAAAACUGACAUUUGAAGUAGGAGUAUUUUUCAGGGAGGUUGCGUAAUUUUGAAAACGGGUGUAACCCAAUGAGUGGCUGCACUGUCACCCUCACUGACAAGUAAAAUCUUCUGGUGUUAGACAGAGUAAAAUAAUAAAGUGGGGUGCAUACUGGUUAACAGGGUGCAUGGUCAGAUAAUCUGAUUAACCCAUUGAGUGGCAGCACUCUCCCCCUGACGAGUAAAAUCAUCUGGCGUUAGACAGAGUAAAAUAAUAAAGUGGGGCACAUCUGCACGCAUUGCCACUUGAAGGGUUAAACAUAUUGUUUUCCAGAAACCACAAGAAUUAUAUUUUCUUUCAGCCAGUAUCAUAUGGUUAUUUACUGGUGCAUAAUGCUACCCAGUCGUCAAGAAAUAUUUUAUCUCCUCGAAAAACUUCAGCUCAACCAUCACCCAGCCCUACGUUGGAAGAAAAUAGAGCAUUUCCUUCCAGUACACCAAACACACCUGGUUCAAAGAUGCUUUCACCCAGAGCUAUGGGUAAGACCUAACCUUCUUUAUCUGCAUUUUCUAUGUGGUUGGGCUGUUUCCUUAUCUACUGACCAUUUUUUUGUCAUUGCUCUCGCCCUAUGAUACAUGUGAUGCCAAAAAUAGACUCUGCUUUCCACAGUUAUUGCUUUUUGAAAUGUUUAUGUGCUAAAUGCUAACUGAUCACAUUUCUGGCCAUUGUGUUUUCAGAAUAUUAUAACACAUCAAGUAAUUUUAUUGUGUUUUCAGAAUAUUACAACACGUCAAGUAAUUACAGUGAAUAUGAUCCAUUUUUACUCGAUGAUCCAGAGUUAAGAUCAGGAAGACAUCGCAAAGUUUUAAAACUUAGUUCAUUUAUGGUAAGAUCAAUCAUGAAGCAAUUAGGUUACCGGUAUAUAUACAAACAUUACUUACUUUGUUAUUGUAAAUCACAUCAUGGCAAAUCCUGUCCACAAUGUAAAGGAUCACUUAUGACACAUGUUACAUCAUAAUUUGUGGUGAGAUCUCACCUAACCAAACUGGCUCAUUUCUCAUAUGAAAACAAAUUGAAUUUUAUUGCAUUAACCCUUAGGGAAGCUCAUGAAAACAGCCCCUUAAUUUGUUUUUUUCGUGUACAGGUUUCUAUCAUAGAAUAUGUAAAACCUUCACAACUGAAAAAGGAUUUAAAUGAACAGUUUAAAGAAAAGUUUCCAAACCUUGAAAUCACGUUAUCAAAAUUAAGAAGGUAACAUUCUUCUUCACUGCAUAAUUAACCACCUCAAAUAUACUCAAUUGAUAAAUUGACAUUCUUUAUUUUCAGUUUAAAACAGGACCUUGCAAGAUUAUCACAGGAGGUAUUUGCAUGAUUCUUAAUACUACUGUAACUUCCUGCAUGAUGAAGGGCCUUCACAACGCAACUUUCUGUUACUUUAUUCAUUUUAAUUGUAUUCUUUUGUCAGUAUUGUUUAGAUUACUCUACUGUGGCAUAUUCAACUGUUUACUUUGAAAAGCUCGUGUUAUGGGUAUGUUCAAACCUAUACAGCCAAUUCAAAAGAGGUUGUCCUAAACCUAAACUCUGAACCUUAAACUCUAAGCACGCAAAGCUUAAUGGAGCACAAGUUUCAAGCUUAAUACUUGAAUAUUGCAGAUAUUUGUGAACGAUCUUACCAUGUUUCUAAGAAAUGGGCGCCAUAUAUGCUUUCUAAACUGUUUGAAUGAUGCUCCAUUAUGCUUUGCACGCUAAAUUAAGGUUUAAGGUAAAAACCUAUGUGUAUGAUCCGUUUGUAUGUGUAUUUGGCUUGCAGCCUGGUAACUAAACAAAUAUCAAAUAUAUUAAUCCAAACAUUUGUGAACUAAUAGACAUUGCCCAAGGAGAAAUUGAUUAAAUUUCGGUUUAAUUUGGUUGAAAAUUGGAUGAUGAAUUAGCAAACAUUUAUCUUGCUUUGCGGGCCAGAAUAAAUAUAAGUAUAAAACUUUUUUAUUUUAACAUGACGUAUAAUGUCUUUAUUCUUUAAGGGCAAGAUAAGUAAAGCUAAUCGCAAAUUGGUUGUUGGUAAGUCCUUUAGAUUUAAUUGAAAGUUGUCAACAAGCCGUUGACGGUUGAGAAUUUCUCAACACGCUAACAAGUUGUUGAAACAGCAUUGGUUAUACAAGUCUGUUGCAAAUUUGUUACAAGUUGUGCGUUUUUACGUGACACUGUGUAGGUAUCACAUUAGAAUUACGAUGCGGUACAAUUUCUUUGUAUAGGAUCGUGUUUAUUGCUGGCGGCGAAAUUUAACGGUGAUUUGAAAAAGGACGCCAUUAAAGAAUUAAUAGACGUAAGAUGAGUGAAUUGACUGCUAUAGUUAAAACCUGUUAAUAUAACUACUAACGUAUCUUUAUUUUGCUGUUGUUUUUUUUAGCAUAUUUCAGAUGGGUUUAAAGUGAGUACAAAAGACCUUCUCUUAUUUGAGAUUCAAGCACUCAUAGCGAUGGAGUUUAAUUUACAUUUACCCAUUAAUUACGUUCUGCCGCAUUUGAAACGACUGGAAUUUGAAAACUUGGCGUAUUCAUAG